AUGGCCAAGGCGGUGGUUUACACGCUGCUACUAACCGCCACCAUCAUUGUCCUCAUCAUCUUCCUCGUUCCUCAGGAACAAAGCCAGGCUGAAAUCUUCGAGGGUCUCAUAAGCCGCCGCAUUGGACGCAGGCUUGAAAUGCCUGUGUUUGACCCUAUCGUGCCCCGAAUUGAGAGGUUGUCUCAUGAAAAAGAAGCCAAGACCACCGUGGAGUCUGCAAAGAAGGAAGAGGAGGAGGAGGAUGAUGACAUGUUUGAGGAGUAUUUCGCACAAGAUAGGAGGCUUAACACGACGAUGAGGAUCAAGUUCUUGUUUCCUCUGCUCGACGCGUCACCCAGAGAUGGGUUCGUGAGCUUGAAAGAGCUUCAGACAUGGAUGAUGCAGCAAACAGAGGACAACAUGGGUUACAGAACCGCCAAAGAGCUCGAGCUACAAGAUAAAGACAAGGAUGGUGUUAUAACAUUUGAAGAGUACUUGCCUCAAUUCUCAAAGGAAGACAUUGAGAAAAACGAGAAGGGUCAUGGUGAAGCUGGUUGGUGGAUGGAACAAUUCAAUAAUUCCGAUUUUGACCACAAUGGCUCUCUCGACAUUGAAGAGUUCAACAAUUUCUUGCACCCAGAAGACAGCAGAAACGGAGAUGUUCAAAGAUGGGUUCUAAACGAGAGAAUAACGGGCAUGGACACGAACGGUGAUGGGAAGCUAGAGUACAAGGAGUUUAUAGACAACGCAUACGAAAUGUACAAAGAGUUUGCAAAGUUCGAGACGGAUGAUGAAGGUGUCCCAACGGCUCAGCUUCUGUUCGCAGAGCUCGACAGAGACAAAGACAGGUUCCUUGUGGCCGAUGAGCUUCGACCCAUUUUGCAUUAUCUUCAACCUGGUGAGAUGAGUUACGCCAAAUACUACUCCACUUUCCUUUCUAACGAGGCAGAUGAGGAUAAAGAUGGUAAACUAUCUCUUGAUGAGAUGUUGAAUCACGAAGAUGUGUUUUACAAGGCUGUUCAUCACGAUGACUUGGAUGAGGAAGAGUAUUUUGAUCAUGAUGAACUUUAA
Molecule: messenger RNA, 1050 nt
Organism: Microthlaspi erraticum
Lineage: Eukaryota; Viridiplantae; Streptophyta; Magnoliopsida; Brassicales; Brassicaceae
Source: the annotation of a GenBank genome assembly